AGCGCGACUUUCCAAACAUGCUGGGUGAUCAUUGCGUCCCACUGAAGCACUUUUAUCAAUCAACGGAGAAAAUUACAAAGAGGACUAGGCAAUUUAAAGAACUACCAAAGCGGUUUGGGCAAGAAUACCAGCGUUCUCCCUGCCAGAGGAGGCUGGGCAGAGCAAAGGCGUUUACUGGCAAUCCAUUGGAGCAGCUGGAGGCCAUGGCUGUUUCUGAUGGAGAGUUGAACAUCACUGAGGUGGAUGGGCAUGUGAGCGAGCAGGUGCUGAACAUCAAUGCCAGUCUGCCCAGUGUCCAGAGCAAUGAGUGCUACACUGAGAGGGCGGUUGCCAGCUGGGCCGUGUCCUUUGAAAGACUUCUACAGGACCCCAUUGGUGUCAAGUAUUUCACUGCAUUUUUAAAAAAAGAAUUUAGUGCAGAAAACAUCCUGUUCUGGCAGGCCUGUGAGUCCUUCCAGCAGAUCCCAGCAAAUGACUCAAAACAACUUGCAGAGGUAGCACGGAAGAUCUUUAACACCUACCUGUCCAGCAGUUCCCUGAGCCCCAUCAACAUUGACAAGCAAGCUCAGCUGGAGGAGGAUGUACUAAACUCGCCCACUUCAGACAUGUUCAAGGCACAACAACUUCAGAUCUUCAACCUGAUGAAGUUUGACAGCUACGCCCGGUUUGCAAAGUCACCACUUUACCAACAAUGCAUGUUAGCCGAUGUUGAAGGCCGGCCUCUUCCUGACAUUGAGCUAUGUAAACGGAGCCCAGUCUCGGAAUGCAGGACUAACGGGAACAGCUCGAGCCCCUCUGGCUCCAAGAAGAAGCAGAGACUAAAAUCAGGCAAGUCAUUUUCUGGGAGCAAUCUGGAAAGCUCUGACAGAAGAGGAGGGAGUACGGAAAAGCAGAUCUGGCGAAAUUCAAGCAAGUUAAGCCGGAGGAAAGAGAAGAGGGACUCCUUGGGAGCAGAAUUUACAGAAAGCAAUGGGUUUUCCCUGACCCGCCGAGAGUCACAGGGGUCAGUCUACUCCACAGCCAGUGUGGAACUUGGCUUCCUCAGCUCUCUCACUGCCAGAGGUGAAAAAUCAGAGAACGAGAGACCGAUCAGCAGUGUUCCAGAGACGGAGAAAGAGCAAGCGAUUAAAUAUUGUUGUAUUUACCUGCCUGACGGAACUUCGUCCUUAGUCAAAGUCCGUGCUGGUCUAACUAUCCGAGACCUGCUCUUGAACAUUUGUGAGAGACAUGGAAUCCCAAUGGCUGCUACAAGCAUCUAUCUGACCAGAAAUGAGAAGAAACCACUGGUGCUGGACCAGGACUGUAUGAUACUGAGUGAUCAGGAGCUGCGUGUGGAGAAGAAAAUACUCUUUGAGUUAGAGUUGGUUCCAAUCAACAAGAAGCUGUGGGUGACAGCCAAACCCAACAAAACAGUGGCUGAGGCUCUCCAACCAUUCCUCAUCAAAUACAAAUUAAAUGCUAAGGAGAUGGAGGCUAAAAUAAGUGGAGAAUCGCAGACUCUGAAAUCAAAUGUUAAAGUAUCGUGUCUGGAGAAUCAGAGGGUUGUCCUGGAUUCAAUCAGAAAAACACAGCGAGAUAAAACAUCGGAGGUGAUAAAGAAUGUCAGUCGAUCUUCCUCAAGCCGUCUGGAGACCUAUUCAGGGAGCAAAGGCAGUUAUGAAGUUGCCUCCACGGAUUCUACAAAAAGAAGAGGAAAAGGAAGUAAGGAGGAAAUGAAGCAGGUGUAUCGUAAGACUUACGAUGUGGAAGCACUUUUUGAGUUAUUAUCAAAAGCACAGAGUUCCCGUGCAAAUGACCAGCGAGGGCUUCUCAGCAAAGAUCACCUUGUGCUGCCAGACUUCCUGCAGCUUCCUGAAGAAUUGUCUGAGUUCUGUAUUGAUUCGCCCGUGUCAGAAGCUGGGGAUGAGAAGAUCAUUAAAGGUCCAACCCAGCCAGAGAACAAGCCUGGGGCCAGUCAAUGGCCUUCUGAUAAAGGAACUGCUGAGGGUGGAUGCAAUCCUGUACUUCAAAGUGCACUGAACCCCUCAGUUAAACAGAGCUCUACUGCCCAGGCCACACAAGGUCACAUUUCAUACAACCAGAAGAGUGCUUGCUCCCAACAGAGUUCCAACAUCAGAGGACUAGGGCAGCCGAGCUCCAAAGAGCUGAAUCCAAACCAAGGUUCGUCUGGUGUAACUGAUCCAGCCAUUGCUGUUCACUGUCCUGCAGAUAAGCCUGAGGUUCAACAGUCCACAGUGACAGGUCAGAAGGAAACUGUGCUGACACAGCACUGUAAUAUUGUAUCUGAAUCCACACAGAAGCAAGCUGACCCUAUAGACCCACCUGCCCCAACACCCUGUCCAAUGCCCAUACUCCAGUAGUGUUUAUGUUUGAUUGGUCACAAAGAUGUAAGCUCGAUGCACUUUAAUGAAACUAAACUUCCUGUUAUAUAAAUGAUGGCAAAAUUUAUACUGUACCUUUGGGGCUGGCUAGAUGGACUGAAGUCGGCCUUUCUAGUGCCAUAUGUUCCUAUGAUCUAUUAUUGUGCAUUAAUCAGAAGUUGACAUUUGCAGCAGAUCAUUAUGAAUGAUUGAAACCGUGUACUGUGGCCUGGUUUGAAAUGUUGUCCCUCUUAAAGACACCAGCGAGGUUGAAUUAGAGUCCCAAACGAUGAGUCCUAAUAUUAUUCUCAGCUCGUUGUCAUGGCGGGAACACAUACUGAUUUCUACCUAAUGUGCUUCUCAAUUCAGCAAGGAUUUGGACCGGCAUAAUUCUAAACUGUCUUUAGCCAAAGCAAAUCCAGCACUGCAAUUAACGCACUUGUUCAAUGUCCGUUUUGUUUACAUUUUCUCUUAUUUGUUUGUUUGUACAUUUGUUCUUGUUAUAAAGAAAGACAAUUUUAGGAACUACUGUUGAGCCUUUCUGCACUACUGAUCAGGUAUCAUAUCAUAUUGCAAGACCCAACAUGAACCCUCCUCAUGGACCAACCAAACUUUGUUUUAUUGAAAAAAUAGAAGAACUUGUAGCCUCAUAUAACAUAUCCAGACCAAAAGUCUGAAAGUGCUUCAGAGUAAUUAUUAUGCUAUGCCUGGUUUUGAAGGCAAACAUAGCAAUCAAUAUGAACACAUCAAUAUCCUACAAUUAGCCAUGAUAUCAAUGACAAAUAUAGUCUGGAGCAUCGUAAACCAGGACACCAAGGAACCAUCAUUUUCUUUUCCAGGAGUGUCACUGAGCCACCUGAAAGCAACCAGAUAACAUCCCAGUUUAAAGCCUCAUCCAAACAACAGCACUGCUGAGAAUGCAUUGAUUCCUCAGUAUACACUGCUGAGUCAGCCAAGUGUGGUAAAUCAUGAUAACCAUAAGCUUCUGACCAGAGAUGAAAAUGCAACCGUCUGAGCCAGACUGGCACCUGAUAAAGUCCUAUUCACUACCCACUUUGAAAACUGUUCUUUGCUGUUGAGAGGGAGCAGGUGAAGGCGAUUGUUCAAAGAACAGAACCAGCUCAAAGAUCCUUCUUUGAAAAAACUAUGUUCCCUUUUAAUUCUAAUGUAUUUUUUAGGACCGUUGAGAAAGUAGUUUUAGUUCUUACAUUUUAUUGGUUGUUUCGUCUUUGCCAUAAUGUUGUGUUUCUGGUCGCCACAACAUAAGCAGUCUGCCCAGGCUCUAGAGGUAGUGCAGAGGAGAACAUCAAACAUAGUCCCCAGUUUGAGAGAUUUCUCAGAGGGGAACUUUUACCCACAAAUAUACGGUCAAUUCACUUUACAAUCUAUUCUGUGAAGC
Messenger RNA from Callorhinchus milii (elephant shark), 3759 nucleotides. Its product is annotated as regulator of G protein signaling 14. The record is from RefSeq and is a predicted model, not a curated record. Gene Ontology annotation, molecular function: GTPase activator activity. The transcript is spliced from 16 exons. Bases 18 to 2360 code for a protein of 780 amino acids. Lineage: Eukaryota; Metazoa; Chordata; Chondrichthyes; Chimaeriformes; Callorhinchidae. Gene Ontology annotation, biological process: signal transduction.